Acaulospora morrowiae is the source of this 1284-nucleotide messenger RNA. NCBI's taxonomy places the organism in Eukaryota, Fungi, Glomeromycota, Glomeromycetes, Diversisporales, Acaulosporaceae. The record is from the annotation of a GenBank genome assembly.
AUGUUUGCUUUCUAUCCCGAAGAACCGGAAUACUAUUAUAUACCCAGUAGUUAUUACCCUCGUUCACAAUUCUCAGGGUGUCGCCAACAUAACCAGCCUCCUUGUUCUUAUCACUCGAAUCCAUAUUCAUCCUACUCCCACCCAUGUUCAGACUCGUAUCUGACUCCCACUCACAACAAUAAUCGUAGCUAUCACAGAAACUACAAUCAAGGCGCCCAUCAUAACAGAAAUACUAAUCGUCGAGACAGAAGUGAAGAUGACUCCAUAUUCCUGAAUAAUCUUCGUCAACGCGACUCUUUGUUUACUCCUGAUUACUUUUUUAAUGUUCAGCCGAAUUACAUUGACCUUGAAAGGAUGAGCCGAGGACCUCAAGGACGUAAAUUCCAUAAUAAUGGCGAAGAAUUAAAAAAGAAGACCACGCCCUCAAGGAAAUCACGGUCGAUCCCGGUUACCACUCCUUCCGAUUCUGUCAAAACAAAUAAAUCAAAAUCAACGCUCGAUAAAAAUCAGGCAUCCCGAAAAAUCUAUAAAUUCCUGAGAUACGAUACCGCUAAUCAUAAAACUCGAAAAGUUCUUUCAAAACUGUUGCAACUACGAAACAUACAAAAUCAAUUGACUAACCUGAUACCAUCAAAUGAUCAAUUGAUAUUGACAUUCAGCACAGACCAAAAAACGCCACAAGUAUUGCCUAUAUCGAAGGAUAAUAAGAAAUAUUUGGAAUAUGAGGACACAGCUUUGAAGAUCUUGAGUAAAUUAGAUGAAGUUGAUAGUAAUGGAUAUGAUAUUGUUAGAGAGAGAAGAAGAGAGAUCGUGGGAUUAGCUCAAGGAGUUCUAAAUCGAAUGGACGAGGAAAAAGAAAGGCAAUGGGAAGAAUUUAAGGCGGAUAACGAUCUAGAUGAUUAUAAUACGGUGACCGAGGAGGAAGAUAGUAUGGCGGUAGAUGACGUUAGCGAAGAGAAAGUUGGUACACCCAUAAUAGUUCCAGUUGCAUCGGAAGGUCUUGAGGAUGCCAAUAUAAAACCAUACAGCAUAUCACGUGAAAAUGAUGCUAAAGAAACCGUUCUAGCGGAUGAAGCUCAGGACGAUGCAAUGAAAGAAGAAGUAGGUGUGGCUGAUGAAGAUUCCUCUGAUUCCAUAAAUACGAACAAAAGUAUGAAUGUCGACGAGCCUUCUAAAGAAGAUACUAAAAACGAGUCUCCAUUCUUCGUGGAUCAAGAGAAAUCAAGUAAAAGAACGGAUGAUGAAUUUGUGGUGAUAGAGUCGGAGGAUUUAAAUAGCAUAUAA